AUGGCAACGGUACAGCCGUUUGGUGGAUCCGAUGGAGUCAAGUCCCAUACAAAGACGGUCGAGACCUUUCACGAAGAUGCUGUGCACGACGCGCAGUUAGACUUUUACGGCAGUCAGCUUGCCACUUGCUCCUCUGACCGCACGGUUAAGGUGUUUGAAGUGCAGGGAGGUACAGCUACUGGACCGGGUGAAACGCUUGUUGGCCACGAGGGGCCCGUGUGGCAGGUUGCGUGGGCACACCCCUCGUUUGGCACCAUCCUUGCCAGCGCCGCCUACGACGGCAAAGUGUUCAUUUGGAAGCACGAGUCGAGCGGUGUUCAACAGACAUAUGGCGCGCCUCCAAGCAACUGGGUGCGAAUUAAGGAUCACGCUUUGCACACCGCCUCUGUGAAUGCGAUUGCGUGGGCCCCGCACGAGCUUGGCGCUACGCUCGCCUGCGCAUCUUCGGACGGCAAAGUGUCCGUGUUGACCUUUAACAUGGAUGGCUCGUGGUCCGGUGAUAUUGUUACUGCACACCCAGCGGGCUGCAAUGCCGUCUCGUGGGCGCCCGCCGUUGUGGCCACGGAGGAUGCGGCUGAAACCGCACCUCUUGUCCGUCGCUUUGCGAGUGCAGGAUGCGAUGCCGUGGUGAAGAUUUGGGAGUUUAGCGAUGAGCAGAACCGAUACAUGGAAGUGGACCAGCUCUUGGGUCACACGGACUGGGUCCGCGAUGUGGCUUUCGCGCCUAACCUCGGGCUUGCGCGCUUGUACUUGGCGACUGCAUCGCAGGAUCGUACGGUCUUCAUCUGGUCGCAGGAUGGCCAAGGCGCACCAUGGACCAAGACGGCGCUGCAGCCCAAGUCAAACCCCGCGGACCCCAGCAAAUUCCCCGACACGGUUUGGCGCGUAAGCUGGAGUGUGAGUGGAAAUGUCUUGGCCGUUAGCUGCGGAGACGGCAAGAUUUCUCUCUGGAAAGAGAAUUUGAAAGGUGCAUGGGAAUGCAUUAGUGAUUUAGACGCUUGA
This is a messenger RNA of Malassezia vespertilionis, 1002 nucleotides long. It is a transcript of the gene SEC13, whose product is annotated as GTPase-activating protein S13. Gene Ontology annotation, molecular function: protein binding; structural molecule activity. The record is from RefSeq and is a predicted model, not a curated record. The transcript has 3 exons. NCBI's taxonomy places the organism in Eukaryota, Fungi, Basidiomycota, Malasseziomycetes, Malasseziales, Malasseziaceae. Gene Ontology annotation, cellular component: nuclear pore outer ring; COPII vesicle coat. Bases 1 to 1002 code for a protein of 333 amino acids. Gene Ontology annotation, biological process: positive regulation of TOR signaling; COPII-coated vesicle budding; protein import into nucleus.